Balearica regulorum gibbericeps (East African grey crowned-crane) is the source of this 1632-nucleotide messenger RNA. The record is from RefSeq and is a predicted model, not a curated record. NCBI's taxonomy places the organism in Eukaryota, Metazoa, Chordata, Aves, Gruiformes, Gruidae.
GAGGGCUCUCCCGCCUGGCUGCCCAUCGCUGCCCGCUCCUGCCUCACGAUGGCAACUCCGGACGUCAGCGUUCACAUGGAGGAGGUGGUGGUGGUGACGACGCCUGAUGGCACAGUGGAUGGAGGCGGCGUGGAGGAGGUGAAGACGGUGCUGGUCACCACCAACCUGUCCCAGCACAGCGGUGACAUAAACGAAGACACACUGGAGACCGAAAAUGCAGCUGCUGCGGCUGCUGCUGCCUUUACAGCCUCCACGCAUCUGAAGGAAGCAGUCCUAGUGAAGAUGGCUGAAGAUGAGGACAGUUUGGAGGCAGAGAUUGUCUACCCCAUCACCUGCGGGGACAGCAAAGCCAACCUCAUCUGGAGAAAGUUCGUGUGCCCUGGGAUCAACGUGAAGUGUGUGCAGUUUGACGAUCACCUAAUUAGUCCCAAGGAGUUUGUCCACUUGGCGGGCAAGUCAACGCUGAAGGAUUGGAAGCGGGCGAUCCGGAUGAACGGGAUCAUGCUCCGGAAGAUCAUGGACUCGGGAGAGCUGGAUUUCUACCAGCACACGAAGGUCUGUUCCAACACCUGCCGGAGCACCAAAAUCGACCUGACUGGAGCCAGGGUGUCCUUGACCAGCCAGACAUCAACAGAGUACAUCCCUCUCACUCCCGCUUCUGCGGAUGUGAACGGAUCCCCAGCUACAAUUACCAUAGAAACAUGCGAGGAUUCCAGCGAUUGGAGCACCAGUAUCGGAGAUGACACCUUUGCUUUCUGGCGAGGCCUGAAGGACACAGGUCUCCUGGAAGACGUAAUCCACGAGUUCCACCAGGAGCUAGUGGAGACCAUGAAGGGCUUGCAGCAGCGAGCACAGGAUCCCCUGCUGCAGCUCGGUGAUGCUGUUUUACUCAACAACGUAGUCCAGAACUUUGGUAUGCUGGACCUCGUCAAGAAGGUCCUGGCCAGCCACAAGUGUCAGAUGGAUCGCUCGAGGGAGCAGUACACGCGGGAUUUGGCAGCUCUGGAGCAGCAGUGUGAUGAGCACCGCAAGCGGGCAAAAGAGCUGAAGCACAAAUCGCAGCAUCUCAACAACGUCCUGAUGACCCUUACACCCGUCUCUGUCCCCACGCCUUUAAAACGUCCCAGGCUGACCAGGGCCACUUCUGGACCAGCUGCCAUCACCUCCCAAGUCCUGUCCCAGCCAGCGCAGCUCGCCGUCACCCCCGGCGUGCCCAUCUCCCAGCUCACCAGCCUCCCUCUCGGCAAAGUGGUCUCAGCCCUCCCAUCCUCGGUGCUGGGGAAAAGCCCGUCCCAGCCUCCCGUCACCAACUCCCCGGCCUCCCCGCUGCUGGGAGGGUACACGGUACUGGCCUCCUCCGGCUCCACCUUCCCCGGCACGGUGGAGAUCCACCCGGACGCUUCCAACCUGACGGUGCUGAGCACGGCCGCGGUCCAGGAUGGCAGCACGGUGGUGAAGGUGGUGAGCCCCUUCCAGCUGCUGACGCUGCCGGGACUCGGCACGGCCAUCCAGAACGUGACACAAAUGGUUCCCGGUGGGAGCACGGUCGUGACCAUCCCAUCAGGUGCCACNGGCCGCGCUCCCGCCGCCAUCGAGGUGACUGCAGUGGCCGAUGAAGCGGAGCACAAGUGA